This is a messenger RNA of Amborella trichopoda, 2159 nucleotides long. RefSeq names its product programmed cell death 2 C-terminal domain-containing protein. NCBI's taxonomy places the organism in Eukaryota, Viridiplantae, Streptophyta, Magnoliopsida, Amborellales, Amborellaceae. The record is from RefSeq and is a predicted model, not a curated record. Gene Ontology annotation, cellular component: cytoplasm.
AUUUUUGACGGCCUGGGACUUGCCCGGUUAGAACGGUUGAACCGGCCAGUUUACCGGUUAGGCCGGUUGAAUCGCUUCUAGGCCUAUGCCCGGCUAACCGUUCCAGUUCGAUUUUUCUAACACUGCUUUCCGGAUAUCAUCUUACUCAUUUUUUCAGUUAAGCAAGCUGCAUCAUCUUACUCAUUUUUUGGUGAGAAAUAUGAAUCAGUUGUUUUUGAAGCACCUUACGAACUUGCCAUUUGAUUCAACAUUUUUUAUUGAUUUCUCCAUUGCAACUCAUACUUUUACUAAUUGACGCUAGAUCUAUAUAAUUUUUUAUUCCACAACGUAUUGUUAACAAUAAGUUCGUAAGAACAAGGGAAUGGAAUGCUGCUGUUUCAAUGGAGUUUUUGAUGAUUUUCAGGCUUGGACUUUGUUAAGAUUGAGAAUGUAGCCUUAUAAAUGCAUUUAUAUUUUUUGUUUGCAAGGAUGAGUCAGCAUGCUUUAUUUUUUGGGACAAAUAUCAAGGUUCAGAUGUUGACAUCCCUAUGAUAGGGUGACCACGGCCCAAUGACCCUUAACAUUGACUCUAAAUUUGAAAGCGACACAUGGCAAUGCAUAAGAAAUAUUGUGUGAAAUUUGAGGGAUUCUUGGAUAUAUGGGGAACCUAAUAAGCACCACUGGUUUGUGUGUACAAUGAGGAACUAUUUGUGAUAUCGUUCUCAUUUCAAGUAUGUUAUGCCAGGCCUGAAUAUGGGGGAAGUUAUUCUUGGCAUGCCUGGACCAUGGGCAGAAGAUAACCAUGAAGCCUCUGAUCAUUUUACAACAAAGAUUGGGGGAUUACCUGAUUGGCCUGUUCCGGUAGAGGCUAUUAAGACUGAGCUGCUCAAAUGUGGUGUUUGUGGAGGGGAUCUCAUACUAGUUGCACAGGUAUUUGCCCCUAUUUCAAGCAAUUGUUUGCAAGUUGAAGAGCGUACACUUUAUGUCUUGGGUUGUCCGGGGCCAAAAUGUGGAAGAGAACUAACAAGUUGGCGGACCCUUCGGUUACAGAAAUCCACUACUGGUGAUCCUGUCACCUCUGUUAUUAACCAUGAUUCAGCUAAACCAUCAGCUUCUUCUGGAUCAAUUUCUAGUGGUGAUAAUUGGUGGGGAGGGGAUGCAUGGAUAACUGAAGGAUCUGGAGAUGAGCUUGGCAACAUGAAGGGCGGCAAUGUAAGUCUAGUGGAUUUGAGUAGGGCUUUUAUGGAAGUUGCAAAUGCAUCUUCUCAUGCUCAUAAACAAAAGGAUAUAAUGCUUCCCAACUCAGAGGAGAAAAAGUCAGCUUCUAAACAAAGAACAAAGGUCAUUCGCGACAGCAACACACAAGUGGUGCCUUGCUUUUAUUUAUACUCUCUCAAAGAGCCAUUGUUGCAAGAUGGUCUUCAUGCUCUUUCCUCUCUUUCCAUCAAAGGAAGCAAAGAGGAUCCUGAUAAUGACCAAGGAAAUGAGGAACUAUGGGAACAAGAGGGAUACGAGUACGGUCAAACUAUGCAUACCGACAGGACAUAUUUGAAGUUUAAGAAAUGUCUUGAUGCUUUUCCGGAACAAUGCUUCAGGUAUUGUCAUGGUUGUAGACCCCUUUUGGCUGCGAAGGAGGUAGCAAAUCCCGGUAACUGUGCACUUUGUGGUGGGCCCUUGCAUUAUGAAAUGCAGUUGAUGCCACCUCUUUUAUAUUAUCUGCGAGAGGCUGGGAGAGAUUCGGCCUUCAAACGUUCGACGAAGGAUUGGAAUUGGAUUACCCUUAUUGUAUAUACUUGUGCAAAGAGCUGUUCUCCCCCUUUUGAUAAUGACAACGGCAUCGGCAAUACUUGGUUUGUUGCAGAGGAGACCACCAUCUUACAAUAUGAGGAAUCUUUUGAAGAAUUGGACUUGCUUGAUGACUUAUAGUAUUAUUUUCGUGGAUUAGUUGGCUAGGUGAUCGAUGGAAAGGAUUAGGACUCACUAGCUCAUAGCAUGUUUACAUUUUAUAUUUGUUCAUUAUCCAUUUAGUUUUCUACAUGGGCCAUGAGUUUGGACGAGAAUUUUGGUUGUAUUUUCCUUCUCAUUUUUUGCAAUGUCAAUAUUCGAUUUGGAUACUAUUGCUAUGUAAAAAUUUUGAAAGAAAGCUUUUGUCCCAAUAUUACCCAAUAUUACAAGUUUUA